AUGAAUAAACGCCCAAAGCGAGGUGAAGCGUAUGAACCCACGAAUUACGAGCAUAUUGCGAAUGUCCUUUCUCACGGAAUAGCAAUAAUUCCUAGCAUAUACGGAACACAGUGGCUCACUGCAGUGUCAGAGCAGGAAUUGCAGCGAAAUGCUUCAAUUAUUUAUUGUUUCUUCACGACGGUGCUUUUUACGACAUCAACAACUUACCACGCGUGUGAAUUUCUUUUUCGCCCUAAUAGAAAGAAACUUCGCUACUAUCUUCAUAUCACCGAUCGUGCUGCCAUUUAUUUGUUUAUAGCAGCUUCGUAUACACCAUGGCUUGUACUAAAACAUUACAGUGAUGCAGGAUUCUGUUUGAGAUGGCUUGUUUGGCUUCUUGCUUUUUUGGGUGUUGUUUAUCAGUUUUUGUUCCAUGGAAAGUUCAAAACGCUUGAAACAGUUAUAUAUAUUGUUUUCGCUGUUAUGCCCUUUACUGCCAUGUACCAUAGAUACGAUGAGAGCGGGUUAACUUUAAUGGUUAUUGGAGGAAUUGUUUACAUUAUCGGUGUUGCAUUUUUCAAAUCAGACGGUAUUAUACCUUUUGCACACACGAUUUGGCAUCUUCAUGUUGUAGUUGGUAAAGUAUAA
Thelazia callipaeda (thelaziosis nematode) is the source of this 627-nucleotide messenger RNA. The record is from the annotation of a GenBank genome assembly. NCBI's taxonomy places the organism in Eukaryota, Metazoa, Nematoda, Chromadorea, Rhabditida, Thelaziidae.